Messenger RNA from Rubroshorea leprosula, 2259 nucleotides. The record is from the annotation of a GenBank genome assembly. NCBI's taxonomy places the organism in Eukaryota, Viridiplantae, Streptophyta, Magnoliopsida, Malvales, Dipterocarpaceae.
CCUAAAGAUUAAGUCCUCUAAUUUUAUUUGAUCCAAUCAAGCCCAACUCCUUUUCUUAUCAUUAAAUCCCCUCAAUUUAUAAUUCCUUCACUCAACCCCCUUGAUAAAUUAAUUAAAGCUCAAAAAAUUUUCAAGGUUGCAAAAAUAAUGGGUGGCAGAGGCAGAGCAUCCGUACUUCUCUGGCUUUCAUGUUUGCUGAUCCCUUCUUAUUUUGCAACUGACACUUUAGACCAAACCAAACAACUCAGUUAUGGAGAGCUGCUGGAAUCAUCAAAUGAUCUCUUCAGGUUAGGAUUCUUCUUACCCAACGGGGACCGUAGAACUUUCUUGGGAAUAUGGUAUAACGAUGAAACAUGGUAUCGAGGAGGAGGCGAAUUUGUAUUUGUCGAUUACCCAGUGUGGAUUGCUAAUCCGAACAGUCCCAUUUUCACCAAUUCUGGAAUUCUUUCAGUUAACGGUAAUGGAAGCCUUGAGAUUUUAUCCGAUCAGAGAAAAGUCAUCCCCAUAUAUUCAUCAACAAGAGCUUCAAUUCAGGCCAGUGCCACCCUACAGAACGAUGGCAACUUUGUACUGCACGAGCUGAAUUCAGAUGGAUCUGUGAAGAGUGUUUUGUGGCAGAGUUUUGAUCAUCCAACAGACACUCUUCUUCCAGGGAUGAAACUAGGAAUCAACUUUAAUAGUGGGUUGAAUUGGACUUUGACAUCGUGGGAUAAUGAUGGUGGUUACAAUUCACCUGCCUCGGGCCCUUUUACACUAGGCUUGAAUCCCAAUGGCACAAAUGAGCUGAUCAUGUGGCGACAAGGGGAUUUAUACUGGAGAAGCGGACCUUGGCAACGGAGCUAUUCUGGUUUUCCACAGGCAUCAUACUAUGGUUACAACUUUAGUUUUACUCAAAAUGAGAAUGAGAUGUUCUUCUAUUACACUUCAACAAUCAUAUUCUCAAGAAUAAGAAUUCAUUCAGCAGAUUUGCAGUCGGAUGGUUUGCUCAUGAUCUAUGCUCAUGGAUUCUGGUCCCCAUUAGUUUCAUGUGAUCAUGAUGGCUGGUUAUGCCUAAAGCAGAAGCUUCCCAAGUGCAGGAAUAUUGGUGAUACUCUUCUUGAUGAGUAUAAUUACAUCAACAAGAAAUUGGGCUCAAUGUCGAAAGCCGGAUAUAGAUUCAGCGAGAGUCACAACAUGACUAUUGAGGAUUGUAAGGCCAAAUGCUUGUUAAAUUGUUCUUGUUUUGCCUAUGCUUCCACAAAUAUUGUGAAUCAAAGUGGCUGUGAAAUUUGGACGUCAAGGACCAUCUUUGGUGCAACACAGGAUGGCCGCUACAUCUACUUCCUUCCUUCGAAAGGGAGUAAGUGGUGGAAGUGGCCAACCAUUGCAGUUGGAGGAAUAAUGAUCAUACCCUCUUUCGUUUCAAUCUGCUAUAUCAUAUGGAAAAAUUUCACAUCAAAUGGGGAUGAAAACAUUAACCAGAGGACACUAAUAAAAGAACUGGAAGGCGAUGAGGCCCCUUCCAUCUCAUCUGGAAAACCAAAAAGUCAUAAGAAAGAUACAAAUGAGAUCCAUGUCUUCAGUUUUGAAAGCAUUGUUUACGCUACCAACUAUUUUUCAACUGCAAAUAAGCUUGGAGAAGGCGGCUUUGGACCAGUUUAUAAGGGAAUACUAUUUGAUGGUAGAGAAGUGGCGAUAAAACGACUCUCGAGAAGUUCAGGACAAGGAAUGGCCGAGUUCAAGAAUGAAGCACUACUAAUUGCAAAGCUACAGCACACUAAUCUUGUGAGGCUUCUAGGCUUUUGCAUUCAAGGAGAAGAAAAGAUAUUAAUCUACGAGUAUAUGCCAAACAAAAGCUUGGACUCUUUUCUCUUUGAUGCUGCAAAGAAGAAAAUGUUGAAUUGGAAUAGACGCUUGAUCAUUGUUGAAGGAGUUGCUCAAGGGCUUCUUUAUCUUCAUAAGUAUUCUAGAUUGAGAGUGGUUCAUAGAGACUUAAAGGCUAGCAACAUUUUGCUUGAUGCUGACAUGAAUCCAAAAAUAUCAGAUUUUGGGUUGGCUAGAAUAUUUGAUGUGAAUGAAUAUGAAGCAAACACAAAUAGAGUUGUUUGGAACAUAUGGUUAUAUGUCUCCGGAAUAUGCCUUUCAUGGUCUCGUUUCAAUCAAAACUGAUGUAUUUAGCUUUGGAGUUUUGCUGCUAGAGCUUGUAAGUGGAGGGAAGAAUACUAGUCGCUAUCAUCCUGAGCAUCCUCUCAACCUUUCAGGAUAUGUGAGUGUUUUUUC